Messenger RNA from Papilio xuthus (Asian swallowtail), 3031 nucleotides. It is a transcript of the gene Su(var)3-3, whose product is annotated as lysine-specific histone demethylase Su(var)3-3. Gene Ontology annotation, biological process: chromatin remodeling; regulation of DNA-templated transcription. Lineage: Eukaryota; Metazoa; Arthropoda; Insecta; Lepidoptera; Papilionidae. The record is from RefSeq and is a predicted model, not a curated record. Gene Ontology annotation, molecular function: flavin adenine dinucleotide binding; chromatin binding; oxidoreductase activity. Gene Ontology annotation, cellular component: nucleus. The coding region runs from base 114 to 2396 and encodes 760 amino acids. The transcript has 16 exons.
AUGAAAACUUUGAAAAACUCUCCGCCGGUGGCAUUUGUUUUGAUUUGAUGUUAUAUUUAUUUUAUUUAUCCACAUUCAUAUAUAUCUUAUAUUUUGCCUAUUAAUCAUACAAAAUGAGCCGUCGUAAGCGAACUAAGGUGGAAAACCGUGAAGUGGAUGAAAAACUUAAACAGGAAGAUUCAGAAUCAGAUCAGUCUGAAAAAAAUAAAAUGACAGCAGCGAGUCCCACAUUAUUUGGAACGAGGCGGGAAUCACUGUCCAGUAAGACAUUAGAUAUUAAAGAACCGAAGAAAGAAGAGAAAUCCGUAGUUUUUGAAGACUGUAAAAGUGAUGAUAUUGAAGAAAUAAAUUACAAGGAAAUGCUAAAUAGCUUGGAAGGUGCAGCAUUCCAAUCCAGAUUGCCUUUUGACAAGAUGUCAUCUUUAGAAGCAGAAUGUUUCUCCGACCUCCAAGGAGCUUCCAGCCAUACAUUUGUCCAGAUAAGAAACAGAAUUUUAAAAUUAUGGUUUGAAGAUCCUAAGAAACAGCUAACUCAAGAAGGUUGUGUACAGAAAAUGGAACCUCCAUAUAAUGCCGAUCCACCUUUAAUAAUGCGAGCACAUGCAUUUUUGGAAAGACAUGGCUUCAUUAAUUAUGGUAUUUAUGAAAGAAUAACACCAAUUCCUUCACCUCCAAAAGGAAAACAGAGGCCAAAAGUCAUUAUAAUUGGUGCAGGUGUAUCAGGCUUAGCAGCUGCACGUCAGUUGCAAUCAUUUGGUUGUGAAGUUGUAAUAUUGGAAGGCAGAGAUCGAGUUGGUGGCCGUAUUGUUACAUAUAGAAAAGGACCAUAUGUUGCUGAUUUAGGAGCCAUGGUGGUAACAGGCUUAGGUGGUAAUCCAGUAACAACAUUAUCUGUGCAAAUGAAUAUGGAAUUACAUAAAAUUAAACAAAAAUGCCCAUUGUAUGAAUCAAAUGGUAUACAAGUACCGAAGCAUAAAGACGAAAUGGUGGAGCGUGAAUUCAACCGUCUUCUAGAUGCGACAUCGUAUCUGUCUCAUCAAGUUGAUUUUAAUUACUACAACGACACUCCUGUCUCUCUCGGACAGGCUCUCGAGUGGGUCAUAAAGCUGCAACAGAAGAAUGUUAAACAUAAACAGAUUCAACAUUUAAAAGCUGUAAUAACCCUCCAAGAAAAAUUAAAAGGGAAUAUAAAUAAAAUGACAGAUAUCAAAGAGUUAUUGAAAUCAAUGAAAACGGAGAAAGAGAAUUUGUUAUCUGAGAGAGACAAAGUGGGUGCGGGCGAGACGGGUAUUCUACACGAGUUCAAUUUGCGACGACUCAAUAGAGAAAUGAACCAGCUCUGCAAUGAAUAUGACACUCUCAUCACAACAAACAACACUAUUGAAGAUAAAUUGACACAGUUAGAAACUAAUCCGCCAAGUUCAGUGUAUCUGUCAGUGCGUGACAGACAGAUCCUGGAUUGGCACUUCGCUAACCUGGAGUUUGCGAACGCGACGCCGCUCGGCAACCUUUCUCUCAAACACUGGGAUCAGGACGACGACUUCGAGUUUACUGGCAACCAUCUAACAGUUCGGAACGGCUACUCGUGCGUGCCGAUUGCAUUAUCCGAGGGCCUGGAUAUCCGGCUGGGGACCUCAGUCACUGAUAUUGAAUAUGGUGGUCCUGGGGUUGCCGUCAAGGCGGUCAGUCAGAGAACUCCGAAUCAACCUCAAACUUUUAAAGGUGAUGUGGUACUGUGCACUUUGCCGCUGGGAGUGCUCAAAGUUGCGGUCGCGAACAACGGACAGAACCAACAGAACUUUGUUAAAUUUGAUCCGCCGCUGCCCGACUGGAAGAUUGCAGCAAUCAAACGUCUCGGUUAUGGAAACCUGAAUAAAGUCGUGCUGUGUUUCGAGCGAACAUUUUGGGAUCCCAGCGCCAAUCUGUUCGGUCACGUCGGGACGACCACUGCAAGUAGAGGUGAGCUGUUCCUGUUCUGGAACCUGUACAGCGCGCCGGUGCUACUGGCGCUGGUGGCGGGCGAAGCGGCCGCGGUCAUGGAGAACGUCACCGAUGACGUCAUCGUUGGUCGUUGCAUCGCUGUACUCAAGAGCAUCUUCGGUCACGCCGCAGUGCCGCAACCUAAGGAGUGCGUAGUCACCAGAUGGCGCGCAGACCCGUUCGCUCGCGGUUCCUACAGCUUUGUGGCGGUGGGCUCCUCGGGCACGGACUAUGACCUGCUUGCCGCGCCCGUGCCCGGCGCUCCCGGAGACAACAGACUCUUCUUUGCUGGGGAACACACAAUGCGUAACUACCCAGCGACUGUGCACGGCGCGUUCCUGUCCGGGCUGCGCGAGGCGGGCCGCCUGGCUGAUCUGCUGCUACCACACGUCCCCAUACCUUCACACGUCUCCUAGCCCCACAGCCCGGUCCAUAGCAUCCUAGAUUCAUGCCUAGAUACAGGCAAUUGAACUAUAUGGAUAUGCUACAUGGACGUUGAUGAUACGACGGCGCUGCGGAACAAUAUUGUAUUUGAAUAAUACAGAAGUUUAAUAAUGUGGAUAAAGGGGGCUAUCGAUUGCAUCUAGCUGUUGUAUCCAGUACGGUUCACUUCCGCGAGCAUGACUGUGCCGCGAAGAUACCACGGUCGUGCGCCACCUUAUCAAUGAAAUGAUUUGUGUACUUGAUUUAUACUCAGAGUUAGUUAUUAGUUACUUAAACUUACCCCUGCCCUUAGUCCUUAUUCAAACGGGGUUUUCUUUAAGCGUUGAAAUUGAGCGUUGUCGGCUUUCGAGCGACGAACGCUUUGAAAUCAAUCAAGAUGCAAGACUGCGCGAUAAAAAAACGUCGUGUUGUAAAAACCGCUACCGUAUGAACAUAUGCAUUUGUUCUAUUUGAAUGCGGAAAAAAACGCCCGUGUGAAUUGGUUAGUCUAGAUUUAGUGUUAUACUUUAAUGAGAAUUAACGACUGGAUAUGCUAGUGGCAGCAAUAUUUCUUUGUAGAAUUACAGGUAGUAAUAAUAAGUAAUAGUAAAAGGUCAAUUACAAAUAC